ACCAACAUAUCGUAAAAAAAAAAAUUAAAAUGGAAACACCCUUCACAGACCACCUUACAACGGCGGAUUACGAACAAAUAUAUGAACCGGCAGAAGAUUCCUUCUUAUUAUUGGAUGCCUUAGAAAUUGAAUUGACAUAUAUCAAAAGCCUACAGCCUCAAGUUUGCUUAGAGAUAGGCCCCGGAAGUGGUAUUAUUGUAACUGCAUUGGCUAAAGAGUUGAAGAGAACCCUUUGUUUAGCUACCGAUAUAAAUCCGCUUGCUUGUAGCGCGACGAAGAAAACGGCCAAACGCAAUGAUACGUGUGUUGACAGUAUAAACUGUAACUUGGUUGACUCAUUACGUGAAAAGUCAAUUGAUUUACUUGUAUUCAAUCCACCUUACGUGGUAACUGCAGACGAAGAAUUGAAAAAUCCGUCGUUUAUUGGUUCACAAGCAUCAAACAAUAUUGUAUACUCGUGGGCAGGUGGUGUCUACGGAAGGCGUGUUAUAGACGAGCUAGUUAAUCGCUUAGACAGGAUAUUAUCCGAUAAAGGAGUUUUCUAUUUAUUGGUGUUACGUGAAAACAAGCCAAAUGAAUUGAUCCGAAAUUUAAAUGAAUUGGGUUUUUUGGCAAUUAUAUGUAUUGAAAGGCGCAUUCCUGGAGAAUAUUUAUAUAUUUUAAAAAUAACCCGAAAAUAACAUGUUCAGAUUUUUGUUAUGAUAAUUAAAUAAAAUAAUAAUAUGCAAA
Messenger RNA from Ceratitis capitata (Mediterranean fruit fly), 729 nucleotides. RefSeq names its product hemK methyltransferase family member 2 (gene HemK2). The transcript has a single exon. Gene Ontology annotation, biological process: methylation. The coding region runs from base 30 to 680 and encodes 216 amino acids. Gene Ontology annotation, cellular component: eRF1 methyltransferase complex. The record is from RefSeq and is a predicted model, not a curated record. Gene Ontology annotation, molecular function: protein methyltransferase activity; S-adenosylmethionine-dependent methyltransferase activity; nucleic acid binding. NCBI's taxonomy places the organism in Eukaryota, Metazoa, Arthropoda, Insecta, Diptera, Tephritidae.